AUGACACGACGAGUGAUCGCAUCGGGACGGUCCUGUCUCGAAUGUCGCCGCCGCAAGAUCAAAUGCGACCGCGAGUUGCCCUGCGCCUACUGCGUGCGGACCCAGAUCCAGUGCACAUACCCGCCGUCCAGACCGGACCCUCCACGCAUGGACGAUGACCUCUUAGCUCGUGUGCGACACAUCGAGUGUACAUUACAGUCUCUGGAACGGAAUAUUUCGUUUCGGCCCGCAGAUUGGCAGCUCGGGCAGCGUUUCCCCUUCCACUCGGACCCAGCACCACCCGUAGAGCCCCUUCAUCCGCCCACCGCCGUAAUUUCAUUCAUUUGGCAGACUUAUCUGGAUGUGGUCGAUCCAGUCCUCAAGAUCUUUCAUGUUCCCACUAUCCAACGAGUUGUGGUGAGGGUCAUUCGAGGUCGAUUGAGGCCCGAUUCCUACACGGAAUGUUUGAUGUUCGCCGUGUAUUAUGCGACUGUGGUGACCAUGUCGGCCGCUGAAUGCCAUCGAGAAUUCAACGAGAAAAAAGCGACACUACUGAAGCGGUACCGGACCGGAGUGGAGGAUGCACUCCGGCGAGCGGACUUCCUGAAAUCUCUGGACCUGCGUGUCCUGCAGGCAUUCGUUCUUUAUCUGAUAUGCGGGCAACGCGACGAAAAUGGCCCCAAUGUCUGCUCGCUGGUCGGCAUUGCCAUUGGGACAGCCAUGAAGAUCGGUCUGCACUGUGAUGGAGGCACGGUGAAGCUGUCUCCAUUCGAGACGGAAAUGCAACGCCGGCUCUGGUGGCAGAUUUGCACACUGGAUGUGCGCACAGCCGAGGACAAUAACUCGGAGCCAACUAUCCUCGACUCCUCUUUUACCACCGCAUUACCACUGAACGUCAACGACACCAAUCUCGAUCCCGACAUGGGCGAGCUGCCACCCAACCAACCCGGGCGGACAGAGAUGCUGUUCAGUCUGGUUCGGUUCGAAGUGAGCCGGUUUGCGCGACGAGUGGUGUUCUCUGAUAGCUUCUGCCAUAAAAAUUCGUAUCCGAUCCACAGCGACUCGGAGAAAUGCAAGGCGAUCGAUCAGUUUAAGGAGCGAAUUGAGAACCAGUACUUGUCGCACUGCGACAGAAAUAUCGCCCUUGAUUUCGUUACGGCCGCAUCUAACCGUUUGAUUCUCGCCAAGCUGAAAUUGACCUUGUGCAAGCCACGAUCGGACCAUGAUCUCGGCUCGCUCAUCCAAGCUAACUCCCAAAAGGUUUGCGAGGAGAUCCUCCAGCAUGCGCACACCUUGCGACAGUAUGAUAGGGGCAAGCAAUGGCUCUGGCUCUCUCAGACUUAUUUCGAAUGGGAUGCCCUGGCGUGUCUUCUUCUAGGUCUUUGUAUGGCACCACCCGCGGAGCCAUCCAGUACCGUUUGGAGGGCGAUCGAUGAGAUUUACAACUACUGGAAGAACGACCCUGGCACCAACCAAGAUCGUCGCUGGAAACAUAUUGAGGAGCUGCGAUGGAAGGCUUUGACCGUACGCGACCGAAUGCAAAUCGCGCUACAAACACCCGAAUGCUCUGAUCCGGAGUUGGCUGUUCACCCGUCUGAAGUCUCACCAGCUAUUUCCAACCAUGAAACUACCGCUACGAUAGCUAGCACCCAGUCGCAGCAUGAGGAUGUCUCCAUAGGUACGGAGCUACCGGGAACGGGCACGGCUUGUGAGUGGAGUGCUGAACUCUUUGGACAGUAUUGGGAUAUCGCUGGGCCGGGACAAGUGGCUUGUGUGUCGUGGCUCUAG
Messenger RNA from Aspergillus glaucus CBS 516.65, 1767 nucleotides. Its product is annotated as transcription factor domain-containing protein. Lineage: Eukaryota; Fungi; Ascomycota; Eurotiomycetes; Eurotiales; Aspergillaceae. Gene Ontology annotation, biological process: regulation of DNA-templated transcription; DNA-templated transcription. The transcript is spliced from 4 exons. The record is from RefSeq and is a predicted model, not a curated record. Bases 1 to 1767 code for a protein of 588 amino acids. Gene Ontology annotation, molecular function: zinc ion binding; DNA binding; DNA-binding transcription factor activity, RNA polymerase II-specific.